AUACAAUAAGUUAUAACUGUGUCUGUGACGAUUCACUAGCCUUAGCUUUGUUUUGAUUUUGUGGGUUAGUUUCUGUUGUCUUUUAUUUUUAACAGUAGUAUUAUCCGUGAAGCAAGAAAUGAUUUCUUCGAACAACGAUAUCAGUGAAUCGUAAAGUAGCUAACGCAUCAGUGAAUUCUGAUUAUGAAGACGAUCAGUGAACUUUUUUGAGUCUAUAAAUAUACUUCAAUUAUUUAACUUCAUCAGAAAUUAGCUGUAAUUAAUAAUGGCUGACAGGACACAAAACUCAGCUGAAUUGGUGUCAUCAAAGGAGGGAAGCAAAAAUUCUGAUGAAAAAUCUAAUUUAGAAAAUGAAAUUAUUGAAAAUGGCAAAAAUGGAAAGCAAAUUAAAUGUCAGCGAUGCCCAUCUACAAUUUUAAUUCCUGGGACAGCAACUUUAGUUGAGCACGAGUUCAAAUUACCUGAAGCACCAACUAAGGAAGAUGAAACAAAGGAAGUUGAUGCCUCUACAAACAAAUACAAAUAUUGGUGUGUUGAUAAUAUGUAUGCCUUUGAAAAUGUUGGUUUUAGUAAGACUGUUGAAGGUGUUAAAUAUCUUAUUUGCGCUGAUUGUGAAAUUGGGCCUAUUGGUUGGCAUGAUCUCGAAACAAAGCUUUCCUAUGUAUCCCUUGGUAAAGUAAAUUAUUGUUGAUUUUAAUGUAUUAUUUUGUGAUUGGUUGUUCUUAAAGAGAAAUAUUAAUUUAAAAACUGUAGCGUAAUAUAAUUAUUCGAAACAUUUCUUAGCUUUUUUUUUUAAAUGAAUUAGAGGACAAUAUAAAUUUGUCUUAGAGCUUGCAUGUGUGACUAAAUAUUUUGACAAAAAUUUAUUUGUUUAAUCAUGAUUAUUUUACUAUGUUGUGAUACUAUUUGAUACAUAUCUUCUGUAUAAACUAUGUAUUUGUGUUUUCAAAAGUGUUUCCUAAUAAAAAAUUUUGAAACUUA
This is a messenger RNA of Parasteatoda tepidariorum (common house spider), 981 nucleotides long. It is a transcript of the gene strat, whose product is annotated as RAB interacting factor STRAT. The record is from RefSeq and is a predicted model, not a curated record. Lineage: Eukaryota; Metazoa; Arthropoda; Arachnida; Araneae; Theridiidae. Gene Ontology annotation, molecular function: zinc ion binding; guanyl-nucleotide exchange factor activity. Gene Ontology annotation, cellular component: cytosol; membrane. Gene Ontology annotation, biological process: small GTPase-mediated signal transduction; post-Golgi vesicle-mediated transport.